This is a messenger RNA of Fraxinus pennsylvanica, 795 nucleotides long. NCBI's taxonomy places the organism in Eukaryota, Viridiplantae, Streptophyta, Magnoliopsida, Lamiales, Oleaceae. The record is from the annotation of a GenBank genome assembly.
AUGGUGCCUCUGCUAACCCAAGCUCCCGCCGGAGGAGCCUUAAUCUCCGCCACACAACAAUCUUCCCUCAAAUUCACCCACCCAAUUCCACCUUUGUUCACUAAGCGCCGCCCCAACUUCUCACGCCAAAACAGGUUGCUUAAGCCCCUUACCCUAGCUAACGCCGCCGAGCCUUCAGGCAGCGGCCCUUCUGCUGCCACCAAGCCCAGUCCUGCCACUGCCUCUAUCCCCUUCAGUGGAGAAGAGCCAAUAUCUAUUGUGGGCCAAGAAAGUGUCCCUCUUGAAGGUGUUAUUCAGUUCGAAAAACCCAACUCCGAUUCCCGUCUCGCCAAGUGGGGCCGUGUGGCUCUGCUAGCUGGUGGGGAUGUGGCGGCAUUGGUUUUGUUCUCUGCAAUUGGAAGGUUCAGUCAUGGAUUCUCUGUUUUCAACUUCGAAACACUGAAAACUGCGGACCCUUUUAUUGCUGGGUGGUUUCUGAGUGCAUAUUUCCUUGGAGGUUAUGGUGAGGAUGGUCGAGGUAUGAAUGGUCAGUUGAAUGCUGUUACAGCUGCUGCCAAAUCAUGGUCCUUGGGUAUUCCAUUAGGAAUAAUCAUAAGGGCAAUAACAAUUGGCCAUACACCACCAACCAAUUUUAUAUUAGUGACAAUGGGAAGCACUGCUGUAUUACUUAUUGGAUGGAGAACACUACUUUUCAGCAUUUUCCCCAAUAAUAAUGCUAAGAAGAAUGACGUAUACAAGCGUGGCAGCCCAUUUGAAUUGCUUGAGUUGCUUACAUCGUUGAUUAGAAGAUGGUGA